CGGGAGGACACGCUGCUGGCUGUGCAGAGGAAACAGGAGCAUCGGUGGGGUCGCUCUGGCGCCUCGGAGUGGGCGGCGGAGGCAGCAGACCUUCUCCCGGCUCCGGGACCUGCCAGCGCUGGGGAUUCCUCCUGGGCAGGCGCUCGCCCUCUCUUUUAUGGAGCUUGGGCCCCAGCCCCAGCCCAGCAGAGGCUGUCUACUAUCAGGAAGCCUGGUUCCUAGCCCCCGGGUUCAUCUCUGGCUGCAGGGAGUAGAGGCUCCAGCGAGGUAGCGGUGGCCCACAGAGGUCCCCUGGCCACAGCGAGCCAUGGGCCAGAAGCUCUCUGGAAGCCUCAAGUCGGUGGAGGUGCGAGAGCCCGCGCUGCGACCCACCAAGCGGGAGCUUCGAGGCACAGAGCCCGGGCGGCCGGCGCGGCUAGACCAGCUGCUGGACAUGCCGGCAGCCGGGCUGGCUGUGCAGCUGAGACACGCGUGGAACCCCGAGGACCGCUCGCUCAAUGUCUUUGUUAAGGAUGAUGACCGGCUCACCUUCCACCGGCACCCUGUGGCACAGAGCACUGAUGGCAUCCGCGGCAAGGUGGGCCACGCCCGGGGUCUGCACGCCUGGCAGAUCCACUGGCCAGCGCGGCAGCGGGGCACCCACGCGGUGGUGGGUGUGGCCACGGCCCGCGCCCCGCUGCACUCGGUGGGCUACACCGCACUGGUGGGCAGCGACUCCGAGUCCUGGGGCUGGGACCUGGGCCGCAGCCGCCUCUAUCACGACGGCAAGAACCGGCCUGGAGUGGCCUACCCUGCCUUCCUGGGGCCGGACGAUGCCUUUGCUCUGCCCGACUCCCUGCUGGUGGUGCUGGACAUGGACGAGGGCACACUCAGCUUCAUCGUGGAUGGACAGUACCUGGGAGUGGCCUUCAGGGGCCUGAAAGGCAAGAAGCUGUACCCGGUGGUGAGUGCAGUGUGGGGCCACUGUGAAGUCACCAUGCGCUACGUCAAUGGCCUUGAUCCCGAGCCCCUGCCGUUGAUGGACCUGUGCCGGAGAUCCAUUCGCUCAGCUCUGGGCCGACAGCGCUUACGGGACAUCAACUCUCUGCCUCUGCCUCAGUCUCUCAAAAACUACCUGCAGUACCAGUGAACAGCGCCAAAGGGCUGCGUGGGGCUUUGCUGUCAUCAACAGUCACACAAGCACGUUUGUGGCUUCCGGAGUGCCAGGGCGUGUCACUAACUUGGAAAGGGGGUGCCUGUUGCCACCAGUAUGGACUGCCCAUGAAGCAACUGCCCAGGCAGAAAGGCUGUCACCGUCCAGGAUCUGGCAGCCACCGAGUCGAUCUAGUUGCAGAAAGAGUUCUUAUUCAAGAGAAUGAAUAAAACAUUUGGCAGGAGAUGGCAUCGUGUGCCCCGCUGCAGACAGGCCCAGGAAAAUUAGCCAGUGGCAAGAAAAUUGCCUUUGAAUAAUGAAUGAAGGAAGCAGCUCCUUGCUGGUCCCCUCCCUGUCUUCCCUGGCUGGGACAGAGAGGUUGUCCCUACAUUUUGAGACUCGGUAUCACUUUGAGAGAUGGGUCCCUAGGGAUGUCUCGGGCAGAAGUGGCCACAGCAGCACUAAGCACCGGGAUUCCCUCUCUGAGCUGGCUUCCUUGCCCCUUCCCUGCCCUCUUCAGCCAUGAGUAAAGUCUGAUCACCCCAGCCCCUCUCUAUUCAGGGACAGGAAUCUGAUGACAGCCCAGGGACAGAGCUUCUUCCUGGAUAUGAUCAUUGAAAAGAUGAGAGUGGUAGGAUGGCCUUCAUCCAAAGGUGCUAAUGAGGAUGGGGACCUUGUGACAUCAAGUCUGAGACAUCCUGGGAAUGGGAUGCCCUCCUGAGUGCCCAGGGCUCUGGCAGCCAUCCACUCAGGGUGAGGUCUGGCUGUUACAAAGCUUUCUUUGAGCAAAAUAUUUUUUCAAUUCAGAUGACUUCUACAAGUUUGUUUCUUGUUUUCACUGUGUGUGUAUAAGAUGUGGUUUAUUUAUCAGCUGGGGCCCAUGGUGACUGGAAGGGCAGGUGUGAGACACACGAUCUCUGCCCACCUCAAGAUCUGUCAUUUCAAGGAUCACUGCUGUUGCUGUUGCUGCCAGCGCCACCAUUUGGGAUGCUCUCCACAGGCUCCUUUUUAACUGGAAUUCGUCACAGCGUGGGAAACUACAGCCAGAAGGCACAGACCCCACUUUAAUGUGAAUGUGAUCCACAAGCAAGGAACAUGUCUAAUAAAGUUUGUCAUUGUGUCCUUGA
Nannospalax galili (Upper Galilee mountains blind mole rat) is the source of this 2259-nucleotide messenger RNA. RefSeq names its product splA/ryanodine receptor domain and SOCS box containing 4 (gene Spsb4). Gene Ontology annotation, molecular function: protein binding. The record is from RefSeq and is a predicted model, not a curated record. Bases 308 to 1129 code for a protein of 273 amino acids. Gene Ontology annotation, biological process: intracellular signal transduction; proteasome-mediated ubiquitin-dependent protein catabolic process. Gene Ontology annotation, cellular component: SCF ubiquitin ligase complex. The transcript is spliced from 3 exons. NCBI's taxonomy places the organism in Eukaryota, Metazoa, Chordata, Mammalia, Rodentia, Spalacidae.